Molecule: messenger RNA, 1107 nt
Organism: Austrofundulus limnaeus
Lineage: Eukaryota; Metazoa; Chordata; Actinopteri; Cyprinodontiformes; Rivulidae
Product: mast cell protease 3
Exons: 5
Coding region: 9-743 (244 amino acids)
Biological process (GO): proteolysis
Molecular function (GO): serine-type endopeptidase activity
Source: RefSeq, a predicted model, not a curated record
UAGAGACCAUGGCAGUCACCUUCAYACUUCUUCUGCUCGCUGUCCUCUCAGGGGCUGACGGGGCUCGUAUCGUUGGGGGCAAAGAUGCUGUCGCCCACUCGCGCCCGUACAUGGCCUCGCUGCAAAUCCAGGGUCAGCAUUUCUGUGGAGGCGUGCUGGUGAGAGAGGACUUUGUGCUCACRGCAGCACAUUGUGACAUAGAAUUACCGAGCAAAGUUGUGCUUGGACUUGACACUCUGAGCGGCAGAGAGGCAGCACGGCAAGAGUUUUCUGUUCUCCAAUCUAUUCCACAUCCAGACUUCAAGGAUCUCACAAAUGACAUCAUGCUCCUAAAGCUGAGCAGUAGAGCACAGCUCACUAAAGAAGUGCAGCUGAUCCCUCUGAUGUCUGAGCAGCUCAAAACAGGAAGUGCCUGCAUCACGGCUGGCUGGGGAGAUAUCGGGGAUAACAUGACCUUAGCAGACCGGCUCCAGGAGGUCAAUGUCACCGUUUUGUCCAACAGGUUUUGUAAAAGAAGAUGGAGAGAACUUCUCGAUGUAAAAACGAUGGUUUGUGGCACUGGGGCCAGAAGCUUUCAGGGCUUCUGCUCGGGGGAUUCAGGUGGUCCGUUGGUGUGUGAGGGAGCUGCAGCAGGCAUCGUCUCCUUCUCUGGAAACCGAUGUGGAGACAAGAAGACCCCCGAUGUCUACACUUGUGUUUCAUGCUUCAGGAGUUGGAUAGAAACAGUGUUAAACAACAAUUAGGCCACAGGGGAUAUUAGUUUGGAAUUCAGUGGAUUUCUUUUUCUUUGAACUUUAUUUGGGGGGAAGAAAARCAAUUCAAAGAUUUUGCAACUUUAAAGACCAUAUCUUAYUUUUMAUUACAAAAGAGGUAAAAAUGUAACAAAAUGUCAGACAAGUCAAUUUGAUGCAAAAUUCUAUAUAUAAAAAAGCAAUUUUUCAGUUAGGUUUUAUGAAAAGUUAAUAAAGAUUAUUCCUGRAACUCACAAUUUUCUUCUGUAUUUUAGCCUUUUUUCAUCAUUAUUAAAGAAUAAAGCCUUCAUAUAGUAAAUAUAUGCUAAAAGUAUCUUGUUUCUUGUAAAUAAACCUCUAGUUUAUUGCCUUUAAA